CUUGCACACAUUUAGCUCUCCAACUAAUGGCUCUCCUGAGGAUAUUGCUGCCUUUAUUCACAGUCAUGUAAUUCUAAGUAACUUAAUGGCAGCUUUCUAAUUAAGUAAUCAGAGUGAGGAAGUCCUGUAUUAACACUGUCUGUUGGCUCAGUGAGGUGAUCAGAGAGGGGGGUGCCCUGUGAUGGAGCCUGUUUUGUACUGUGGCAGUGACCCCCGUUAGCAGCUGUUAGGGAGGGUUAUCUGUAUCAAUCUCUGAGUAAUAUCUCCCCUAUUUCUUUUCACAGGCAUUGGUGUAGGACCUUAUCUUACAACACAAACAAAGCUUUUGAUGUGAAAACUUUGAGCAGAGGCAAGCUGCUAUUUUAAAUUAGAAAUUAAACGGUUUUUGUGAGACAGUUCAUUACCAAUGACUUUAUGACACAGAUUCAAUGGGGGCAUGUUAUUCAAAGUCAGGUCAUGAUGUAGACAAUGCCAAGAAGAAGUCCCCACAUAGCAAGAAGCACAAGAAUGGAAUCGCUGUGACCAUUGAAUAUAGUCCUGUCAGAUCACCCAAUCAUGAUGAAGAUAGACUGUCUAUUUAUGAUAAUGAAAGUGAGAAAGAGGACAAAAUUGUCAAAGAAUCAAAUGGAAAUGUUGAAGGACAGUGCUGUUCAAAAGUGGUCAAGGACAAAGAAAAGGUUGUUUCUGGUGAAGAGGGUAAAGAUAGUGAGAAAUGUGACCUAGUGACCUCAAAAGAGAGUUCAGAUGAGGUCAUAACCUCAGAUUCAAAAGUGACAGAGAAGGUUGUGUCAGCAUCAGAUAGUGGGAUAGAGAGUCUGCCAGCUCAGGAAUCGUGUCACUCUAGUCAAACAUUUUGUGAUAAAACCAAGCCAUAUCAAAACAGUGACGAGGACAAAACGAUAGCUAACCCCAAAAACGAGACACAUGACAUUCACGGUGAGUUUACUGCUCAAUCAAGGAGCAGGCCUUAUCGUUUUUCUGAUAUUAUCUAUCUCAAGUCCAGUCUAAAGAAACCAGGGAGAGCCUCUGGUAGACACAGUCGACUGUCCUGUAAGUCUACGGACAGUCUAGACUGGACGGCUACACUGAUCAAUAGCCUGGACCGAUGUCGAAGUGAGGCCUCAGAAUUUUUUUGUGAAGACUUUAACAUAUCAGCUCCUCUUGCUGCAUUUGAUUCUGUAGAUUUUAUGAGCAGUGCAGGGUCUCUGUUGAGGAACAGAUUAAGUAGAGCUAGCAUUGUUGACCAUAAUAAUGAUACAUUUCAAUUUCAAUUUGAUUUUUCUGGAAUAGAAGCCGAAGAAGUUGAGGCGAGCUCAGUUCCGAUAACCUCAGAAUCGCUACCAUGCUCGCCUAUUCGUCAAAAUACGGUCAGUCCAGAUGGUGUGAAUCUGGAACUGGCCGGCUCGAAAAGAGCCUCGCAGGAGCUCAGGCCGAAGUCCAUCAUGAAAGUAAGAUUCGAUUCAGAGGCUAGUUUAGAGUUGACCUCUACAUUUCCAAGGUUAGAGGAAGUGAAGACCAUGCAGAUAGAUGGGAAGGAUGUGGUGGUCAUUGAUGUGGAAACUUAUGCACAUAUCAUGGAGGAGUUGGCCAUGCUCAAGAUGAAGCUCAGUCAGCUAACAGACUUCUUACAGGAACAAGACUUGCUCCAGCUGGAUUCUUCAAAAGAGAGAGCUGAUAUAUCAAGUUUGAGCCAGUCUAUAGAAGACUUAAUGGACACAGCUUCUGUGAAGAAAACUUAACAACUGUGUAAUUCUUUGAGAGAAAAGUCAUUCCAUUGUAAACCUCAUAAAUCAUUCAGCAUCAUACAGCUUGGAGAAGAAAGGAUCCGUCCUAUAAAAGUGCUAAUGGACGGCUGAAAGUCUCCAUCAUUGGUUCAGAUCUGUCUGUAUUCAUUUCAGUUUUGGUUUGAUACAGAUAGGAUGCUUUUGUACUUAAUGAGCAUAAGGCCAUAUCCUUGUAUUAUGUUAACAAAGACUUAUUUUUUUGUGUUCGAUUCUGAAUUUCAUUCAUCAGAAUGAAAGUCUGCAAUUUUAUUUUUAUACUUUUUUUUUAACUUUUAGAAACAAAAAAGGAAACACAAAUAAUAUCACAUAAGUUCAUAAAGCAGCUGAUUUGAUUUUAUUUUUUUAUUUAAUAUUUAUUCUAUUUUAUCUUAUCAAAGAAUGUGGCUAAGAAUACUUUUUCAUUCAUUUCUAAGAAAAAAAAAAUUACUCUGUACUGUCUUUUCUGUACAUGUGCAUCAUUUUAGUUGGGAUUUUGAGAGAAAUAUGAGAACAGAACAUAGUUCAUAAACUUAUCAAUAGGUUGGUUCAGUGUAUGUGCACUUGAUUAAGGUUGUAGAAGGGGAAACUAGAAUCAGUGCUGUGAUUUAUUUUUAAUAAAAAAAAAUGUACAUGUAUAUUUUGUUGUCAUGUCAAAUAAAGGAGUUUAUACAUGGCUUGGAAGCUAUCAAAACUCUAAAACACUUUUUUUUUUGAGAGUGAAUAAAAAGAGAAUUUUUAUAUGAUUUCAAGUACAUGUAAUACCCAGUAUAUGACUUAAUGAUUUUUAGCUUUAAGAGAAUUAAACAACAAUCAUGGCAAGCAUUCCUAAUUGACUAAGGUCUUCUUAGCUUUACCUUUUUAAGCUUUCUUUAUGUAAUAUGCAUCAUAAAAUGUAAAAAGGGUAAAACUUCAAGUGUUAUUGAACCAAAAAUCAAGAUCUUGGCUUAGUACUUGUUGUAGUUAGCAGUUCAGGUACAUGUAGUUAGUCAACACUAAAGUUAGAUCUAGUCAUACACGAUAUAAAGAGAAAUGUGUCUGAAAAAUUUAUUUUCAUUUACAUGAUUAAAUGCAUUAAUGAAUAAACUUUGAUUUAUCAAAUUUAUUACACAAAAUAAGAUGCUGUAUUUUUGCAUCGAAAACGCAUCUAGGGGGAGGUAACUCUCCAUGUAACCUCCUCAAUGUUUAUAAACAUCACGUACUUGAAGGUAAAAAAGAAGUAGUAAUUUAUCUGUUUUAGCAUUGUUAUUUAUCAAUUUGUACAAAACAAAGAAAAGCUGGAGACCAACACCUUGAGGUUAAAAUUGUGGAAGAUUCUCAAUUCUUUAUCAAAAUAAUUCUUUAUCAAUUUGUGUUUGAACAUGUGAAAAUUAGCUUUUUUUUCUCUUUGCGUAGUUGAAGUGUGAAAUUGGUGCAUACCUCUCUUUCAAACGCAAUUUCUUCAUGUGUUCAUAAUGAUAGUACAGGUUUCAUAUACAUGUACUAAAUUAUUUUUUGUUCACUGUUUUGUCCUAACAUUGUAGUACACCUUUUGUUAGUAAUGAUCAUGCAUUAUAAAUUUAAAACAGAAACUUUCUAACAAACUAAAUAAUGAGUAAACAAGUGAUACAAUGUACAUGUACAUGUACAUAUGGAAACAAUGACACUACCAUUAGAAUUGCAAUACAGUUUCGCAUUUUUUAUAUAAGUGUAUCAAAUGAAAUACAAGAAAAAAAUUAUUUUUCUUAUGCUAAAAUACUUUAUUUCUUCUGACAAACCAUAAUUUUGCUUCAUUUAUUUCAUAAAAUUUAUACAAUGUACCACUGAAGAUUAAAGUUUUAAAAUUUGAACAAAGAAAUGUUUAUGGAGACUGAAAAUAAUAUGAUGAAUUUUUUAAAACUUUUUUAAGGAUAAUUAAGGAGUCAGAUAAUUUUAUAUGUUUUCAGAUUUAUUCAAAAUGUAGUGUACAGAUUAAAAUCACUGACUUGACAGUAAUUAUAAAAUAACAUACAUACGUCAUGUAUCUUCUUUCCCAAAGAUGCCAAAAUAUGACACAGAAAGGUUAAGGAUGUGUACAGUGUAUAGAUUUUAGUGAAAUACCCCUGUACUAGAAUGAAGCUGUAAGUCAUUGAUUGGUAUCAAUUCAUUCUAUGGCUGUUAUUUUUGAAGAUUUCUUACAAAAUUAACCCAACUACCCCUUAAAGUCAUCUUUUGUGAAGAUGUGAUCACUUAUUUAGUGCAUUAUAAUCACAAAUGAUUAAUGAUAUUUUUAAUUAAUUUCUAUCUUGUUUAUUUUUAGCUCUACUGGUCAGAGACCAGAAGAGCUUAUGCGAUAGUAAUGCGUCCGUCGUCCGUCCGUCCGUCUGUCUGUCUGUCUGUCUGUCUGUCUGUAAACAAUUUUUCAAAAUGCUACUCCUCCUACAGUUUUGGUCCGAUUUCAAUAUAACUUGGCACACAAGUAGACUACACUAAGAUACAUAAUUUUGUGCAUCGGUUUUUGAUUUCGAUGAACAGUGUUGCCGUGGUUACUAAAAAUAGAAAUUUCUGUGAAAUUCUUUCAAAAUGCUACUCCUCCUACAGUUUUGGUCUGAUUUCAAUAUAACUUGGCACAAAAGUAGACUACACUAAGAUACAUAAUUCUUUGCAUCGGUUUUUGAUUUCGAUGAACGGUGUUGCCGUGGUUACUAAAAAUAGAAAUUUCUUUGAAAUUCUUUCAAAAUGCUACUCCUCCUACAGUUUUGGUCCAAUUUCAAUAUUACUUGGCACACAAGUAGACUACACUAAAAUACAUAAUUCUGUGCAUCGGUUUUUGAUUUCGAUUAGCGGUGUUGCCGUGGUUACUAAAAUUAGAAAUUUCUUUGAAAUUCUUUCAAAAUGCUACUCCUCCUACAGUUUUGGUCCAAUUUCAAUAUUACUUGGCACACAAGUAGACUACACUAAAAUACAUAAUUCUGUGCAUCGGUUUUUGAUUUCGAUGAACGGUGUUGCCGUGGUUACUAAAAUUAGAAAUUUCUUUGAAAUUCUUUCAAAAUGCUACUCCUCCUACAGUUUUGGUCCGAUUUCAGUAUAACUUGGCACACAAGUAGACUACACUAAGA
Molecule: messenger RNA, 4837 nt
Organism: Saccostrea cuccullata (small rock oyster)
Lineage: Eukaryota; Metazoa; Mollusca; Bivalvia; Ostreida; Ostreidae
Exons: 6
Coding region: 429-1739 (436 amino acids)
Source: RefSeq, a predicted model, not a curated record